UUUAGUUUUGUUUGUUUGGCCCGCCAUAUGCGGGCUCUAAUUUGCAUAAUCUGCAUUCCUUGUAGGCUUAAGACCGCACCCAUACCAUGUGUUUGAUUGUCCAAAUUAUUCUAGCGUAUCUCUAUAUAAAUGAAGCGCUUUCUCAGCCUCCCCAUUCAGGUGAACUCACACACACACCGAGUACGUAUAUCCUGCAUCCUUGCGCAAUUCCAACUUGACUUGGUGCUUUUCUGAACUGACUAGGUCUAUACUUGCCUUGCUCUAAAUUAUGUCUACUUCAAGUGACAAUGUUCAAACUGAAAUGUUUGACAAAUUCAAAGAUUAUUUCGACGCUAAGUUCAGCGCGAUUUCCCAGCCAGAAGAUGACUCCACUGCUUUGAAAGAACUGAAACUCAAGUUGGAGGCAAAUGAUCUUUCUAGACCAGGCAACAUCGCUCAGUUUGAGUUUUGUGGACAGUUGGAGAUUCUACUAUUAUACAAAAUUCAAUCCGCUCUAACGACCGAAAAUAACACCGGAGCAGUUUUACAAGCUCUCCAAGAAGGUCUAGACCUCCUCGCCGACAGAAAGCAAACAAUUCGAAUUGCCGACUCCAGCAAGGCUGGCUGGGGAACUAUUUUCCACCUGGACAAAAGAAACGCCGAUAAGUUGUCCGCCGAGCAACACAAGAAGGUUUUGGCCGCCAAAGAAGCCGCCCUGAAGGACAUCGAGACCCGUAAGCGUCGACGAAAUGAAUCUCCGCAACUCCAGCAGAGUGGUUCGAAUUCGAAGCCAGCAUUCGGUCAUCCUGAUCGUUAUCUUUUUCGAGGCAUGUCAUCUUUUGAGUCGUGCUUCUCCUGCGGAAUGUCGGGCCAUUGGUCCAGAAAUUGCCCCUACUCCUUUGGAUCCAACACCUACUCGCGCUUCCGGACCCAGGCAAGAUCCACUCCAGCCGUCCCUUUCACCGGGUACAGACCACCAUUCUCGUCAUGGCACGCCCCAUCUUACCAGAUGCAGAGAGCAUUGCCUCAAGCAAUCCAGCAUGGAACCGCCUCGACAGGGCCAUUUGAUACCGCCAGUACUAGCAACGCCUCAACAUUGCCCAAGGCACAGUAGAGACAAUGUUUGCAAGAAGUUUGAUGACGUUCUUAAGGUACAUUGUUUCCCCCAAAUGGCACCCUUACAGUCUGAUAAUUUACCAGUCAAAGGGAGAUUAAAACAACAUGUUCAAUUCUGGCGUGAUAUCGGUUCCCCUGACAUGAUUUUGUCUAUCAUCGAGUAUGGUUAUGUAAUCCCUUUCAUAGAGGAACCCCCUCCGAUGUUUCUCCGGAAUAAUAAGUCGGCCUUACGCGAGGCCAAAUUUGUAACAAAUUCCAUUUUAGAUUUGCUGGCUUCAUCUCGAAUUUCAGAAAAGUCUCACCCUUCCUAUGUAACCAGCCCCUUAUCUGUCGCAUGUUCGGCUUCCAAGAAAAAUAGACUUAUUCUUGAUCUUAGUGCCCUCAACAAAUUCAUACCAAAAAGGCACUUAAAAUUAGAUGAUUGGAAGUCGGCUAUUCAAUUUCUCUCGGCUAAUGCUCUCACGAUAUCUUUUGACUUGAAAUCGGGUUAUCAUCAUUUCGACAUCGCCCCUGCUUCUCAACGUUAUUUAGGAUUUUCUUGGCGCAUUUGAACGGGGUGGACAGAUAUUUCGAAUUUACUGUCUUGCCCUUCGGGCUCACAUCUGCCCCUUACAUAUUCACCAAAGCUCUUAAGGCAUUAGUCACUCAUUGGAGGUCAUGCGGAAUUUUAAUAGCUCUCUACUUAAAUUGUGGAACGAUACAGAAUCAGUACAAAGUUCCACUUGGCGCGAGCUUGAUGUUCGUUUUGCUCUGUUGUCCUUUUUACCUUUGAUUCAUGCCUCCGAGUUGAAAUUACUUACCGAUAGUCAGUGUGCAGCAAAUAUUAUCGAAUCCGGGCAUGAAACCAAAUCUAAACUAUAAUGCCGUUGAUAAUUUCAAUAUUUGUCUCCGUAAUUCAAUUCGCAUUGACGUUGAGUGGAUACCCA
Molecule: messenger RNA, 2021 nt
Organism: Patiria miniata (bat star)
Lineage: Eukaryota; Metazoa; Echinodermata; Asteroidea; Valvatida; Asterinidae
Exons: 2
Coding region: 269-1093 (274 amino acids)
Molecular function (GO): zinc ion binding; nucleic acid binding
Source: RefSeq, a predicted model, not a curated record